UUCACUUCGACGUCUUGAAGAAACUUCAGUAAUACUUGUUUGUUGCUAAUCGCCCAUAUUGCAGCGAUUGUUUUUCUCCACUAUUUUGUUUGAAUGUUUAUUUUUAUCAUUGUGUCGUCCCAUAUGUCGAUAGUGUAUCAUCUCUGAGUGAGAAAUCAAAGAUGACUUUAUAAUUGAUGCAAUUACGUACUAGGGUAUUUGUUAUUGCAAUAUUUAGAAUGUGGUUACUAUAACAGUUACGGAAAAAAAAUCGUGAAAACAGAGUAACAAUAACAAAGUAUGAGUGCUGGUGGGCCACAGAUAAUGAAUAACUUGCCACCUGGAGUCAAUGCAGACAACAACUUAUUACCUGGAGGACCAGUAAUCAAUCCAAACAUGAAUAGAAAUAGGAAUAAUAACCAAAAUCCCUUGUUCAAUGUGAGGGAGAGGCUGUUUCAUGCACUAUUUUUUAAAUUUGCCCUGGCCUAUGCCCGGACAUUCCCAAGACCAGUGCGGAGGUUCUUUGAGUUCCUUGUGCUAUUGAAAGCCCUUGUUGCUUUCUUUGUGCUAGCGUAUAUACAUAUAGCAUUUUCAAGAACUCCUACAACAUGCCUGAACCAUGUGAAGGAUUCUUGGCCCAGAGAUGGGAUAUUGCGAGUAGAGAUUUUAAGGAACCCAGCUCAAGACUACACUAUUGAACAGAGCUAUGCUAAAGAAAAGAAGUUGAAGAAAGACAAAGAAGAGCUAAAUUCUAUGCUUGGAAUGUUAGCAACAGAAGGCUUCAUAACAAUAGAAUCAUCAACAGAUGAUGACAUAGAUGAUGAUGAUUAUAUCCGCGACGGUACGGACUACGGUAACAUCACACGCGUUCACGAUGACGCUGAGGAGAAUACUGAGAAAAUUAUAGAAACCACUUAUAUGGAUACGGGGACUAAAGAAGAGACUGCAGAUGAUACGAAAGAUGCCACUAAAGAUGGGACGGAGGACGACAAAGAUCUUAAUGCCACUAUAGUGACUAAUGAGGAAGUGGAGUCCACUUCGUCUAUAUGGGAAGGAAUAUUGGGUCUAGUUGAAGAUAUUGAUACCAAAUUUGGGGAUAAUUCUCUUGAUGAAGCAGCGGCUAACGACUCUUCAAAAGAUGAAGACUACAUCCUCGAGUAUUCCCUGGAGUAUGGCUUCCUGCGCCUCUCUCCGAGCGCUCGCCUUCGCCUCAAGAUCCCCGUUAAGAUUGUCACGUUAGACCCCCAGCGUGACGCCUGCUUCGGGGAUCGGUUUUCACGUUUCGUGCUUGAUGAGUUCCUAGGAUAUGAUGAUCUACUCAUGGCCUCUAUCAAAACAUUGGCAGAGCAGGAAGAUAAUAAGGGGUAUUUGAGGAAUGUGAUCACUGGCGAGCAUUACCGCUUCGUGUCAAUGUUGACGGCGCGCAGCUCAUACAUAGCCGCCUUCUUUAUCAUGCUGGUUUUCACGGUCUCCAUAUCUAUGCUGUUGCGUUACGCGCAUCAUCAGAUCUUCGUGUUCAUCGUGGACCUGCUUCAGAUGUUGGAGUUCAACGUGACGGUGUCGUUCCCCGCCGCGCCGCUACUCACCGUCAUCUUAGCUCUAGUUGGAUUCGUUCGAUUUUUGAUUGCCGUGGUGCGCCUGAAGUAUUCGUCUUGGAUUUAUAUGCACACAGUUGUUGCGGGUUCAGAUCCAGGUAUGGAGGCGAUCAUGUCUGAGUUCUUCAAUGACACGACGACAGCUUUCUACAUCAUCCUCAUUGUGUGGAUAGCAGACCAGUACGACGCGAUUUGCUGUCAUACCGCCAUCGCCAAAAGACAUUGGCUCAGAUUCUUCUACCUGUACCACUUCUCGUUCUACGCGUAUCAUUACCGCUUCAACGGACAGUACAGUAGUCUGGCGCUCGUCACCUCAUGGCUGUUCAUACAGCACUCCAUGCUGUACUUCUUCCAUCACUACGAGCUCCCAGUGAUACUACAACAAGCACAGCUGCAGCAGCUGCUUAUGCGUACACACCGCGGUAUGGCUGGCGUGAUGGGACUGGCGGGCAUCGCCGCACUGGCCAGUGGCGCCGCUUACCACGACGCGCCCGGUACAGGAACACAGGCAUCACCACCAACCACUCAGUCCACCACUCAGACAGUACAAAAUACCGCUCAAUCAACCACGCAGACCUCGCCGUCUGUAUCCACUGCUCAGACCAACACCACUCAUACGGGUGACGUGGCGGUCGCUACACCUACUGACAAUAAUACUCUAGACUCCACCAACUCGGGUGGAGAUACACAAGAAAGUUCUCUUGCUGCGCGUCCUACUGACGUAGUGAGAGACUACGACAAGGAGAACUCUGUCUCUCCCGGCGGCGACGCCGGCAUCAAGAUAGAAGAGAUCGAGAGAAAAAAGGUUGAGAAGAUUAAAGUCGGCAACGGUAACUCUGUUACCAGCGAGGCUGCUCCUGCAGUCCAGCCGAGCGGCGCGAGCGUCGAGCCGCCUGGUAACGUCACCGACGUAAAGGACAAGAUUUGUACUUUAGAUCGCCGACGAAGCAAGACCGCCGGUCUCAACGACGACGACCCGCGCCUCAUCGUGCCCAGCGCCGAGGACGCUCCAGACAGACUGGCUCCCAGAGCUUCCCCUGAGGCUGACGAAUUAGACUAAACCAUUAAAUUAUUCUGAUGUCGUUUUACAAUAAUAUCUAUGUGUUAGUUCCGAUUAAUCUUAACUGCUUUUGUGAACAAGUAAAAUGUUGCUGUAAAGAUUACUGUUAAUAUAAUACCUAUGUCUAGUAGAUAAUACUGUCUCAUGAACUUAUAGAGAAUUUAUCUUCGAAUAAGAUGAAAUAAGUCACAACAACGGAUGAAUCUUUAGUAAAUAUAUUGAUCAAAAAAUAUGUUCACGACGUUCUUAUUUUUUAUAGAAAAAAAACUUAAUUUAUCAUAUGAUACGAGGUGAUUGUAGCGUAAGAAGUAUUCUGCCAUUACCGAAAGCAAAUCUGUAAAUAUUUAUGGUGUUCUAAUAUCGAUGUAUUAGAAGUUUGUGUUAUGAAUUAACGUGUUACUUUGAUUAUGCUUAGAGGUUGGCGUUGGAGGUUGGCAUACUCUAUUCAGUGAUUUAGUUUAUAGCAAUUAAAUAUUUUUGUUCAAAUAA
This is a messenger RNA of Trichoplusia ni (cabbage looper), 3123 nucleotides long. RefSeq lists its product as uncharacterized. The record is from RefSeq and is a predicted model, not a curated record. Gene Ontology annotation, biological process: response to endoplasmic reticulum stress; positive regulation of ERAD pathway. Bases 280 to 2634 code for a protein of 784 amino acids. The transcript has 12 exons. Gene Ontology annotation, cellular component: endoplasmic reticulum. NCBI's taxonomy places the organism in Eukaryota, Metazoa, Arthropoda, Insecta, Lepidoptera, Noctuidae.